GGUCCCCAGGGGAGGCUGCUGCCCGUCCCCCCGAGGCCCAGAGAUCCUAGCUCCGAGCCCUUCGCUCCCUCGGCAGCGGAGGGACCGGGCAGCUGCGCAGCCUUCGCCGCUCCCGGUUUUGGGGGCACCGCGGAGCAUGUCCGAGGAGAGCGACAUGGAGAAAACCAUCAAGGAAACUUCCAUUUUAGAAGAAUACAAUAUCAACUGGACUCAGAAGCUGGGAGCUGGAAUUAGUGGUCCAGUUAGAGUCUGUGUGAAGAAAUCUACCCAAGAGCGAUUUGCACUGAAAAUUCUUCUUGAUCGUCCAAAAGCUAGAAAUGAGGUACGUCUGCACAUGAUGUGUGCUACACACCCAAAUAUAGUUCAGAUUAUUGAAGUGUUUGCUAACAGUGUACAGUUUCCUCAUGAGUCCAGCCCCAGGGCUCGACUCUUAAUUGUAAUGGAGAUGAUGGAAGGGGGAGAGCUAUUUCACAGAAUCAGCCAGCACCGGCACUUUACAGAGAAGCAAGCCAGCCAAGUAACAAAGCAGAUAGCUUUGGCUCUACAGCAUUGUCACUUGUUAAACAUCGCGCACAGAGACCUCAAGCCUGAAAAUCUGCUUUUCAAGGAUAACUCUUUGGAUGCUCCAGUGAAGUUGUGUGACUUUGGAUUUGCCAAAAUUGACCAAGGUGAUUUGAUGACACCCCAAUUCACCCCUUAUUAUGUAGCACCUCAGGUACUGGAGGCACAGAGAAGACACCAGAAGGAGAAGUCUGGCAUCAUACCUACCUCACCAACACCCUACACUUAUAACAAGAGUUGUGACUUGUGGUCCCUAGGAGUGAUUAUUUAUGUGAUGCUGUGUGGAUACCCUCCUUUUUACUCCAAACACCACAGCCGGACUAUCCCAAAGGAUAUGCGAAGAAAGAUCAUGACAGGCAGUUUCGAGUUCCCAGAGGAAGAGUGGAGUCAGAUUUCGGAGAUGGCCAAAGAUGUUGUGAGGAAGCUACUGAAAGUCAAACCAGAAGAAAGACUCACCAUUGAGGGAGUGUUGGACCACCCCUGGCUCAACUCGACUGAGGCCCUGGAUAAUGUGCUACCCUCUGCUCAACUGAUGAUGGAUAAGGCGGUGGUUGCAGGAAUCCAGCAGGCUCAUGCAGAGCAACUGGCCAACAUGAGAAUCCAAGAUCUGAAAGUUAGCCUCAAACCCCUGCACUCAGUGAACAACCCCAUUCUGCGGAAGAGGAAGUUACUUGGCACCAGGCCAAAGGAUGGUGUUUAUAUCCAUGACCAUGAGAAUGGAGCCGAGGAUUCAAAUGUUGCUUUGGAAAAGCUCCGAGAUGUGAUUGCUCAGUGUAUUCUCCCCCAGGCUGGAGAGAAUGAAGAUGAGAAGCUGAAUGAAGUAAUGCAGGAGGCUUGGAAAUAUAACCGGGAAUGCAAACUCCUGAGAGAUACUCUGCAAAGCUUCAGCUGGAAUGGUCGUGGAUUCACAGAUAAAGUAGAUCGACUAAAACUGGCAGAAAUUGUGAAGCAAGUGAUAGAAGAGCAAACCACGUCCCAUGAAUCCCAAUAAUGACAGCUUCAAACAUUGUUUUUUUAACAAUUUGAAAAAUUAUUCUUUAAUGUAUAAAGUAAUUUUUGUGUAAAUUAAUAAAUCAUAAUUUCAUUUCCACAUUGAUUAAAGUUGCUGUAUAGAUUUAAGGUACAGGAUUUACUAAUAGUAUAGUUAUUGUUUGGUUUUAAAAGCUCAGUUCCUAGAGAUAAGCUAUAAUUUUAGGACUGUCUAGUCUUAUAUUUGUAAGAUGACAGAUGGUAUUAUCAAGCAAGAUUGUUUUAUUUGUAAUAAAGUAUACAAAGACCACUUGCAAGAGGUAGAUAAAGGACCAACUCUACUGAUCUUUCUGCUUAGUAAACAGAUGAAUCAAG
Lemur catta (Ring-tailed lemur) is the source of this 1905-nucleotide messenger RNA. It is a transcript of the gene MAPKAPK5, whose product is annotated as MAPK activated protein kinase 5. The transcript has 14 exons. Lineage: Eukaryota; Metazoa; Chordata; Mammalia; Primates; Lemuridae. Gene Ontology annotation, cellular component: nucleus; cytoplasm. The record is from RefSeq and is a predicted model, not a curated record. Gene Ontology annotation, molecular function: ATP binding; calcium-dependent protein serine/threonine kinase activity; calmodulin binding. Bases 137 to 1552 code for a protein of 471 amino acids. Gene Ontology annotation, biological process: negative regulation of TOR signaling; Ras protein signal transduction; protein autophosphorylation.